Messenger RNA from Maniola jurtina (meadow brown), 1193 nucleotides. RefSeq names its product 4-hydroxyphenylpyruvate dioxygenase-like. The record is from RefSeq and is a predicted model, not a curated record. The coding region runs from base 2 to 1141 and encodes 379 amino acids. Lineage: Eukaryota; Metazoa; Arthropoda; Insecta; Lepidoptera; Nymphalidae. Gene Ontology annotation, molecular function: 4-hydroxyphenylpyruvate dioxygenase activity. The transcript is spliced from 9 exons. Gene Ontology annotation, biological process: L-tyrosine catabolic process.
AAUGGAAAACGGAGAUCGAAUUAAUAAUAUCGAAAGGGGCAAAGUUCUCAAUUUUGAUCAUCUUACCUUUUGGGUUGCAAAUGCAAAAACGGCCUCAAGUUACUUCGUGACUAGGUUCGGCUUUAAGCCUUUAGCGGUAAGGCAGUCUACAGACGAUAGGCCAGUUGUGUCAUAUGCAGUCAAACUGAAUCAAAUAACAAUAAUAUUCGAAUCGCCAGUCUCCGAAGAAGGAGAAAUAUCAAAGGACCUGGUAGCUCACGGAGAUUUUGUGAAGGACGUCGCAUUCGAAGUUGCCGAUUUGGAUGCAAUCGUGCGCAAUGCGGACAACGCAGGCGCGGAGAUUGUCAAAGAUGUCACAGAGGAGAGCGAUGAUAAUGGACUCGUCCGAUACGCGGUUUUGAGAACGUAUGGUGAUAAUACACACACACUAGUGGAUCGGUCUCAGUAUAAAGGAAUACUUUUCCCUGGAUAUAAAGAGGUAGACGAAGAUGAUCCACUUAAUAAGUUAUUGCCAGCCACAAAUCUCAGUUUCAUAGACCAUGUGGAAGGCAACAUGGAAGAUGGUACACUCGAAGACUCUGUAUCUUGGUACGAGAAAAGUCUCAACAUGCAUAGAUUCUGGUGUGUGGACUAUAGUCACGAUCUGGUGCCAUAUUCCUGCAUAAACUCAGCCUCUGUUAUCAACCAGACAGAAACCGUUCUCUUAUCCUUGAACGAAGCGGCAAAAGGCAUUCGUCCUACAAGCAAAGCAUCUGAGUUUGUGAAGGCACUGGGAACGUCGGGGGUCGAACACGUCGCUCUGUAUACCGACGACAUUGUUUCUACUAUGAAAAGCCUCAAAACUCGAGGAGCAGACGUCAUAACAUGGCCUUCAACCUACUACGACCUGAUAAAGGAAAAACUGAAGGACAGUUCAGUUAACGUGGCAGAAACUAUCGAGGAGUUGAAAGAACAGAACAUCUUGAUCGACUUUGACGAAAGAGGGUACAUGCUUCAGGCGUUCACCAAGCACCUGCAAGUGCGCCCUACUUUGUUCAUCGAGAUAAUUCAGAGAAGGAAUCACAGGGGUUUCGGUGCCAUGAACUACAAAUGGGUGUUUGAAGCGAUAGAGCGUUUAGAGAUUACGAAAAAGGAUAAAUGAAAAAAUUUACGACAUUUAGAAUUCCAUAAGCAAAGAAUAUGCUAUUAGCUUU